AUGGCUUCCGCAACCCUCGCGACCACCGGCGGCAUCACUUCGCCCACCAUUACCGUGGAAGAGGGCGGCGCGGAACCUCGUCCGCCACUCGCUAACCACAUCGAGGGCCAGGACGGACGGAGCAACCACCGUAUUAACCAGUACAUAAUCAAAGAGGAGAUUGGUCGAGGUUCGUAUGGAGCAGUGCACCUCGCGACAGACCAGUUUGGGACCGGAUAUGCCGUCAAAGAGUUCUCCAAGGUCCGUCUUCGCAAACGAGCCCAGUCCAGCAUUCUCCGCCAAGGAGCUCGUCGACCCCAGCGAUUCGCCCACCGUGUAAGUCUCAAUGCGCCGCUGUCGCCACACUUUGGCGACUUUGGCGGAGACAACCCAAGCCCCAGUGCCAGCGAUGCCUUAUUCUUCAUCAGGCAAGAGAUUGCCAUCAUGAAGAAGCUCAAUCAUCCGAACUUGGUCCAACUCAUAGAAGUGUUGGACGACCCAGAGGAGGAUUCCCUGUACAUGGUCCUUGAGAUGUGCAAGAAGGGUGUAGUCAUGAAAGUCGGACUCGGUGAGACGGCCACACCGUACCCCGAAGACUCGUGUCGUUAUUGGUUCAGGGACUUGAUAUUAGGCAUCGAGUAUUUAGUGCACGAACAAGGCGUCAUUCAUCGCGACAUCAAGCCUGACAACCUUCUGCUGACUGAGGACGACGUCCUCAAGAUUGUCGAUUUCGGCGUCUCAGAGAUGUUCGAGAAGCCUGGCGACGGCAUGAUGACUGCCAAGUCCGCGGGCUCCCCGGCCUUCUUGGCUCCUGAGCUUUGCGUAGUCAGGCACGGCGAUGUGGACGGCAAAGCUGCUGAUAUCUGGUCCAUGGGCGUUUCACUGUACUGCCUGCGAUACGGCAAGAUCCCCUUCGAGCACGAUGGCGUACUGGAAAUGUACGAAGCCAUCAAGACGGAGUCUACUCGUCUGCCCGAGGACGAGGAUCCCGACUUUGUGGAUCUCAUGAAUAGAAUUCUGGAAAAGGACCCGAAGAAGCGCAUCCCGAUGGCGGAGCUGAGAGAGCAUGCCUGGGUCACAAAGGGAGGGACAGAUUUGUUGCUUUCCAAAGAAGACAACUGUGCGGCCCUCAUUGAGCUCCCGAACGAGCUCGAGUUGAACCGUGCUUUUACGCGGAAGAUGAACCAUCUUCUCUGCGUGAUGAAAGCGAUCCACAAGUUCAAGACCAUCCUCAUGAGGCGCAGGCAGAGUCGCAACUCUACGCUCUCGCCACGCGGUGAUGGCGGUAAUGAGUUGAUCGACCAGGACAGGGACAGGGCUCGCGCAGAAGAGAUUGAGGCUCUCAUCGCGAAGCGCCAGGAGUUCAUGAAGAAGCAGGGAGGCAGCAGCGGUGCGACGGACAAGAGCGACGCGACCGAAAAGGCGGAGAACGAGCCGCUGAUCCUUGGUAUCGGGAUCGGUGCUCGAGACGAGUUCGACAAGAACGAGCCGUCGGCGGGUGCUGUGGCUGAAUCUCCGACCAACGUCGACUUUAACAUUUACGACAAGGCAUACGAGGCCGAGGUGGAGCGCAUCAUGUCCAAGCCCAAGAGGCAAACGACAAUGUACCUGACGCGGUUCGUCAAGGACCGCGAGCAGUUCAAGGAGGUCGCCAACGUGGUCGAAGGGACGUCCGCGGCCGUUACACCAGCAGGAACGCCGAGAUUUGAUACCCACCAGGCGGCAGCGAAGGGCCGGUUCGCGGACUUGGUGUCCAGUAUGACGGGCAAGGGCAAAGACGCAGAGGGCGAAGAACAAUGA
Colletotrichum chrysophilum is the source of this 1779-nucleotide messenger RNA. RefSeq lists its product as uncharacterized. Bases 1 to 1779 code for a protein of 592 amino acids. Gene Ontology annotation, biological process: protein phosphorylation; intracellular signal transduction. Gene Ontology annotation, molecular function: protein serine/threonine kinase activity; ATP binding. The transcript has 6 exons. The record is from RefSeq and is a predicted model, not a curated record. Lineage: Eukaryota; Fungi; Ascomycota; Sordariomycetes; Glomerellales; Glomerellaceae. Gene Ontology annotation, cellular component: cytoplasm.